Medioppia subpectinata is the source of this 1233-nucleotide messenger RNA. NCBI's taxonomy places the organism in Eukaryota, Metazoa, Arthropoda, Arachnida, Sarcoptiformes, Oppiidae. The record is from the annotation of a GenBank genome assembly.
AACCAUAUUUAUUUAAAUCAUAUUGUCAUAUUAAAUCAACCUAUUAUGGACCAGGAGGGACCCAGGAGUGUGUAUAAUGAACAAUUUUAUGAAUUCAUCGAGCCUAUUGUAUUAAAUGAUCAAUUCUGGGCCCAACUCGGUGAACACCCAUGCGCCUAUCUGUUGCCAAAUGUCCAGAGAUUCGCGGACAACCCUACGGCCCAAAAGUGUCGCAUAUUUGGCGAGUUCACCAUGGUCAGGGACAACGCUAACCAACUGGCUACCGCGCUAGAACAAUCUGGACUUCCAGCCAAUCACACGGCGGGGCAACAAUUGCGCCAGUUCAAUCUGUCGGAAGUAGCAUGGCCAUAUUCGGAGGAAAUUGAGCUCACAGUAACGCCGGCUCGAGCCCUACGCUCGCACACAAGCAAACAACUAGACAUGGCGUCCAACCCGAGGGGUGUGGCCAUCAUUAUUGUUACCGAACCCGAUCUGUACCUCGAAGCUGACCGAUUCGGGUCAAUUUUUCAACAAUUACUGUUUACGCCGGCUAUUCAUCGGGGACUAACCCGCGACCAGAUUGUGAACGUUUUGGCCGCUGUGGCCAAUUCUAGGGAGAAGUAUAAGGCCGAUGCGUUUAUCAUGAUGUUUAUUGGUCACGGCGUUAACGAGAGUAUCAUUGGGUGCUCAGCGCAACCGCCGGCGCCGAGCGAUGAGCUGCCCAUUAGGGAUAUAGUGGCCAUGUUUUCCGAUCGCAAUAGCCGUGCGUUACGCCAAAAGACCAAACUCGUUGUAUUCAACUGUUGCCGCGAGAAAGAGGCGCAAGCGGCCAAAGUGAAGCCGGGUGCUAUUGCUGUUAACGUGGCAAACAAUAAAUGCGUAAACUGCCGUGGUCGUUUGGUGUGCACAAAGUGCGAAACAUCCCUGAUAGACACACUCACCUUCUUGGAUUCUACAUGGAAAAAUGAAAACAAGCAAACCCACGUGAUAUACGCUUGUGCUGAGGCAAACGUGGCUCGACCAGGUAAACGGCCCAUUGGUCACGUGAGUGUAUUGGGUCAGGCGCUAAGUCAUACCAUAGCGCAGUACUCGUGGUAUAAGAACGUGUAUCAGCUCUUUGUUAUGACUGUCGACAGAAUAGAGAAAGAGUAUGGGAUCGAACAUCGGCCGGAAAUCAACAUGUUUGCAGUGAAUAAAGAGCUUUAUUUUAACCCUGGUCAAUAUAGAGCUGAUGAUGAUGUGUAUUUUUAUUAA